Trypanosoma cruzi is the source of this 504-nucleotide messenger RNA. Its product is annotated as mucin TcMUCII, putative. The transcript has a single exon. The coding region runs from base 1 to 504 and encodes 167 amino acids. The record is from RefSeq and is a predicted model, not a curated record. Lineage: Eukaryota; Euglenozoa; Kinetoplastea; Trypanosomatida; Trypanosomatidae.
AUGAUGACGAUGUGCCGUCUGCUGUGCGCCCUGUUGGUGCUCGCCCUGUGCUGCUGCCCGUCCGUGUGCGUGACAACGACUGGUGGAUUGAAUAAAAAUACGGAUUUGUCAUCCCCUCAGUCACAAGUGCAAGAUCAGUCUGACGAGGAACAGGAUUCAGAGACGGAGACCGUUGCGGAGCCGGAAGGUGACACAGGCGGUGACGAAGGAUCAGGAAGUGAGGACCCUACCCUGCGAAAGACACAAGGGAGCUCUGUUGAGGUAAAGACACCAGAUACGACGACGACCACAACAAAGGCACCAACCACGACGACCACGACCACUACAAUAGAGGCACCAAGUAAUACGGCCAUGAAUGCACGGGCACCAACCACGACCACGACAACGACUACAGAGGCACCGUCGCGUCUUCGCGAAGUCGACGGCAGCCUCAGCAGCUCUGCGUGGGUGUGUGCCCCGCUGGUGCUCGCAGUAUCCGCGCUGGCGUACACCACUGUGGGCUGA